AUGAGCCGCCUAUCCCCGGAAGCUGUUCUGGUGCGAGCUGCGCGCGCCCACAACGUGGCGGUGAUGAGAGGCGCGCUGGCGGCCGGAGCCGACGUCGGGGGAGCGGGACAGCGCGGCCGCACGCCGCUGCACGCCGCCGUGCUCAGCGGUUCAGUGAUGGCGUGCUCGUUCCUCCUCCUGAAUGGCAGCAAGCUUAACGUGCAAGACGAGGAUGGAAAGACUCCGCUACAUCUUGCCACGGAAGCUGGACACACUGGACAGGUUUGCCUUUUACUGCGGUAUCGUGCUGACCAAUCAAUAGUGGACAAGGACGGUCAAACGCCUCUCGAUAUCGCCGUCAACAAUGCUAAUGCCGACAUUGUGACCCUAUUGAGACUGACGAAGCUGAACGAGGAGAUGAGAGAGAGCGAGAUGUCGUCCAACGACGACACGUACAACGAAGUGUUCCGCGACUACACGCAGCUCGCGCACUCACACCCCGAGCGGCUAGUGCGAGCCAAACACAACAACAACGAAGGUGAACCGAAUGAAUGACGCAACCAGAGAGGCAGUCGUCGACGAUGGCUGUGGUAAGGCGGUGGCUACACCGGCUGCGAGUAGUAACAGGUGACAACACUGCAUCGACAGAAUGUAGAGGGCAGCACCUUCCUACUGGCCAAUACACGGAGAUGAGUGACCUACAAACAAUGCGUAUACAUCGUAGUGCAAAUUAUCACACAGUUCUUAUAAACAACCCAAAGGUACUAAGUGCACCUUAAAGGCUUUAACGAAAUGAAUCUGUCUCAUUUUAUUUCUUCUACUAAAAUAUACGACGACUUAGAAAAUUUAAGUGAUAUUAGCUUUGCUAUUUACUAUUAAUGUUGUUCCAAAUCGUAUAUAUUUAUCGACGUAUGACCAUCGAAACGUAGGAAAUGAAAUAUAAAACACUAUUGUGACAAUUAAUAAUAAUGUUAUAUUAAUAAUAAAAUGCUUAUUAGGCCAGUGGUUGAAAAAAUUGUGAUCUCUGUUGAAAAUUAUAUACGAGGCUUUUUAAAAGUAAUUAAACUGAACUAUUGCUGCCAAACACAUAAUCACUUUUGUAUAAAUAUUCUGUAUUAAAUGACGUCUGUUAGGUAUUGUCUAUAGAUAACCAUGGGUCUAAUAUUCUCUCUCUUGUUAAGUCAUGUGCCUGCACUCUGAGCGGUUAACUCAGGUCGAAAUGUGGAAGCAAGACAGCACGAAUUUUGCUAUAACAGUCCGUUAUCAGCGUCUUGCUUCCACAAUAAGGAUGACUACUUUUUCCAGUGUCCGUCUUGUCCUGCAAACAUAAAAUGAUCAAUUUACAGUGAAUGAAACUUACAUAACGUCGCGAUUGCGUAAACAUUACUUUAAAUUUGUCACUUUUAGUUUUUCAGAAAAAGGAAAAAUACGUGUCAAAUAUUUUUCAAUUAGCUAAUCGAGGGACUAAAUAGAUAUUUUUCUUUUUUAUUUUUACUCAGUAGUCAUCCCUAUUGCUAAGGUGUUAAUGCGCUUAUGCGUUAAUGUUAAUGCGCUCAUAAUACAGGCACGGUGUAAAUAAUUAUGAAUAUUAUAACGAAUAUGUUUAUGCAUAGUUAUGUACUGGGGAGUACAGUGACAUGUAAGCUUUAAAUGUUAACGUUUUAAGUGUGUUGUCGUUUUGCAAGCUGACUAAGUCAUAAUAUGACUGUUCCGAUAAGGGCCCAGAUUGUGUCAAAUAUUAUUUUAAACUCCAGUUUUUAUAAUAAAUUAAUUUUCUAUGCGAAUACUUCAACGGCAAUUAAAGGGAUGUUGACUUUUUUAACUGAUUCAGAAACUCACUUAGUUACCUACCGGUACAUUUUGUUUUGUCAAUGUCAUCGGUUUGUGACGUCAUAAGUCCUAUUUUUUUUACUUCGAUUCGCUUCAUCGAAGUAGUUAAUGCUAUUAUUUGCAUAAAUUAAGGAAAUACGUGCCCACUAUUUUUCGUUAUGAAAAGACAGUACAUUUAUUUUUGUUUGUCAACAAGCCCAUUAGCUUAUAUUCUAUUGACGAAUUCUUUAAUUGCAUCUUCACCUCCCAGUUUCCAGACGUCUGGUUCGCUGUUAGGGUCACAGACCCUAAAAAAAAGUUAUAGGCCAUAAUAAAAAGGUGGUGUGAUUUAGUUUUAUAAACCAAAGAUUUAAGUAUUGGUUUUAAGUGAAAUUUAAAACGUGUUUGUUAAAAAUUAUAAGAUUUAUGUAAACCUUUGGCGUACUCAACUUUAUUAUGUAACUAUUAUGAUAACUUGAAUUGAAUGAUGAAUGCGAUUACAACAUUCCUGUUUUUAGUGAACUAUUCAAUCAUUCCAAAAACGUUUCGCAUUUAAAUGACUUUUAUAUGAAUUCGGCUCAGAUAUGAAUCUCAAUCUAAGCAUAUUUUGUUAGCUAAUAAUUUUUUUUAUAUUUUUACGUGUAAUUUAGUAUGUAAUAGAAUACUUGCCAAAUUGUUGCAAUAUCCUCAACUUGCCUUUGUAUUAAUGUACACGACCAAGUAUCAAUUGCUUCGUAUAAUUGGUACUAAUGUACCAACAAGCGAAUUCUCAGACACUAUACUAGUUAUAACUAUUUAAGAACGCGUCACUAGUCUCGUGAAGUUCGGGGCCGAAAAUCCGAUUUUAUCGGAUCCCGAUAAAAACGCGAGAGUAAACCGUUCUAAGACAUUACUAUAUUCUCGUUCUGUUAUAAUCUGCGUUGUAAGGGUCUACCACCUCUUCAUUUUAAUUUGUUAGUCCCCUAAAGACAAACUAAAAAGUUUAGAUGUGUAAUAAAUAGAAUGCGUUUACCGCUGUGGAAGAGAGAUGCAUAUAUAGUGUGAUAUGCCAUCUCUAUUCGAUAACGGCAGCGGUGGUAGACCCUCUUCAGUGCAAUCCAUUUUGCAAGUGAUUUGAAAGUAAUAAAAAUAAACGCUUUGUCAAUCAAAGAAAAAUAUUGUUUAAGUUUUAUUAUGUCGGUAUUUUGUGACUUACUUGGAUCACCUCAUUUCAUCGUCUUUAGAUAGUAUGAUUUUUUCGAAAUUUAUUUGAAUGUAAUAAAAUAGACAGAAAAUACGACUCAACUGAAGUUUCUAUUCAAGAAGCCAAAUGCUCCUUAUAUGAAUGCGUUAUACAAUCAUAUUUGCCUUUUUUUACUAUUUUGAUGAAUUUACUUGAGUAGUUAAGGACUUUACCUACUUUAAUGUUCGCUUGUUAUUCAUAAUAAAUUUGUAAUAUCAUGUUACGAAGCUGUGUACCACGUGUUGAAUACAGUUAAAUGGGUGAUACCCAAUGAAUCGAAUGUAACGAAUUUAAUCUCUUAAAAUGUUAUUAUUGUUUUUGGUUUUGAAUAGACCGAUAUUGUCAAAUAAUUAUAUCGUGUUGAUCCUCUCUUAUGUAACCAAAAAGUUAGUGCCAUUGCGUAGGCAUGCCAAUUAAAAAAAAGUCUGGGUUUGUAGCCCACUUAAAGUGCAGUCUGCAAACCGGCGCACAUUAUGGAAGCGGUAUUAUGUGAUGCUCGAAAAUAGACAUUAGUUUUUUUAUAAAUAAAUGCGGACAACGUCUCAUACAUUGUUCUGAACCCAAAGUAAGUUGCUAAAGCACUUGUGUUAUGGAAUUCAGAUACAACGAAGGUAUGACAAACAACCAGACCUGAGACAAUGUAGUGUGAAUUUUUACAUUGACCCGACCGGGGAUCGAACCCGGGACCUCAGAGCUAGCGACACCUUGAAACCGGUGCGUACGCCACUCGACCACGGAGGUCGUCAAAGUUGAUAUUAUAAAAUUCAUAACUGUCUGAAAAAUGUGUUGACUCUUUGUCAAAUAUUUAUAAACCUUCGAUUGCCAGAUUUAAAGUCUAUUUUUAGGAUUAUAGAAAAAAACACUGCUGCUCUUCAAAGUAAUAUUUUUUGACAGUAAUAAAGAAUUAUCAAUCUAACUCCUUAUUAAGCGCGAGACUGUUAAGUGGGCGACAAGUCUUUCUACAAUUAUUGUUAGAAAAGUAUUCUACCACAUUAAAUACUCUGUUACACUGUUAAAUGUAUUAUCGAUUAUUAUAGUUGUAUUUGAAUAAAAUAAUGGAGACAAAA
Trichoplusia ni (cabbage looper) is the source of this 4077-nucleotide messenger RNA. RefSeq names its product arf-GAP with coiled-coil, ANK repeat and PH domain-containing protein 2-like. Bases 1 to 534 code for a protein of 177 amino acids. The record is from RefSeq and is a predicted model, not a curated record. Gene Ontology annotation, molecular function: GTPase activator activity; protein binding. The transcript is spliced from 5 exons. Lineage: Eukaryota; Metazoa; Arthropoda; Insecta; Lepidoptera; Noctuidae.